Molecule: messenger RNA, 852 nt
Organism: Myxocyprinus asiaticus (Chinese sucker)
Lineage: Eukaryota; Metazoa; Chordata; Actinopteri; Cypriniformes; Catostomidae
Product: chemokine XC receptor 1-like
Exons: 1
Coding region: 1-852 (283 amino acids)
Biological process (GO): phospholipase C-activating G protein-coupled receptor signaling pathway; positive regulation of Rho protein signal transduction
Cellular component (GO): membrane
Molecular function (GO): G protein-coupled receptor activity
Source: RefSeq, a predicted model, not a curated record
AUGGAGCUAUUGGAUGUCUCUACAAUGAACUUCACAACACCUGAAGCAUCUACAAACCUCACAACAUCUACAUUUAAUCAAAUGGGAAUGCUAAACAUUUGUACACUGAGCUUCCAUUUCAUGCUUGGUCUUCCUACACACUCCUAUGUUAUAUGGCACAUUGUCACAGGAAGAGGAAAUGGAAUUGCAUCAGAGUUCUUCAACCUCAGUCUUUCUGUUUGUGAGAUCGUUCUCUGUCUGAAUUCUUUGUUCACUAUAUUGACAACAAGAUUUCCAAUUCUUUCUACACUGAUGCAGUUUUUAUUAGGACUAGGCAUUACUGGCCGUCCUCUGUUUCAAUGUCUGAUGUGUGUCGAGCGUUACCUGGCAGUGGUUCAUCCUGUAACCUUUCUGAACCUCAAACCUCUCAGAUACAGAUUGAUCUGUUCUUUUGCCGCCUGGAUCAUUAUUUUUGGCUCCUGUUUUUUCUGCAUGUUUAUAAUCUCAGUUAAGUUUUAUAUUUUUAUGUGGUUCUUCUCUGUGCAGUUGCUACUUUUUCCUUCCAUUCAGUUGUUCUGCUGUUCGGCUGUUCUCAGUGCUCUGAAGCAGUCAGGACCAGGAGAGAGAGGGAGAGAGAGAGAGGAGGAAAACCACAUAAAGAGAAGAGCGUUUUAUAUCAUUUUAUUAAUUACUGUGUCCAUGGUUAUUAUAUAUAUCCCAUCCACUGUCACAGGAUUCUACAGAGUUCUGACACACCAGAAUAUUCCCAUCCUGUGGAUGAUCAGUCAAAUUUGUUUUUUAAUGGCUGGUUUUGUACAGCCUGUUUUAUAUUUGCACCGGACUGGGAAACUCUCCUGCCGCUGUUCACCAUAA